GCCCAGAAUCAAGCCACCUAUCUACCAGCUGGCCUUCACUGCCACUAAAGCCUCUGGUUUUAGGGUAUGUGACAUCAAGGCAGCGGCACAAAGGCCUAAUCACGUUAACGUCCACAACCAGACGCUCAACUCAUCUGACUAAUCAAAGACAUCAGCUCGUUCAGAGAGAGAAGAUGCACUGUAUGAGUAAUCAGAUUUGCAGUGUGUACAGCAUUCCAAAAUCAACAGUUAUCAGAAACAUUUCACCAGUACCCAUUUCUGCACAGAAAGAAGAUUGGCAAUAUCCUGGUGGUGAACGAUGUCUAUAAUGUUAAGCACAACAAAUGACAAAACCUUCCAGGCGUGCACAUCAGCACAGGGGUCAGGGAAGUGAUUACGGUGAACGCUGACAUGAAUGUGCAGAGGUGAAAUACUGGGUGAAUUCAUCUUCUCCCGUGCAAAGAGACCAAUCACAACAAAGGCGGAACAUUCAGCGGCAAAAAACAAAAAGAGGGCAGAGAUGGCAACUGGUGAUCUGAAAGGAUGUCUCAUGAAACUGGAAGCGUCUCUCCGCUCUCUGAAAUAUCCCAGAGAUGUGGACUAUCAAAGACUGGCUGUGGGCGAUCCAUCAGUGUAUCUUCCCGUUGUGAGCUAUGCCUUCACUUCCUUCUCCCCAUCAAUUGCAGAGCACCUGAUUGAAUAUGGUGUGGAACUAACUGGAAUGAAUGAUCUACGUUUUAUUGAGAAUGUUUACAAGGUCUUGCGAGAUGUUUUCAGCUAUAAACCACUGCUGACCAAACAACAGUUCUUACAGUUUGGCUUUUCUGAGAGGAAAGUCACCAUUCUCUGCGAUAUCAUUAGCCUUGUGCUCAACAAACACAAAGAGCUUACUAAAGAAAGCAAGCUUGCCAAUAAGCCAAAGAGAAGGCCUCAGUAUAAGAGCUGCAUUAAGAAUGAGAUCCCAUCUGCUGAGAGUGACUCACUAGGAUUACCUAUCCUGACAGUUCCCCAAAAGCAGCCACUGGUGGAAAGACACCUUGGCAGCAGCUCAACGCAGAAUCAGAUCAGACUCUACUCGGAUGAGCAGCCACAGCAGGAAGAGGAAACAGAAAAGAGGGAGACAGACAGUGAAUGUUUUGAGGACUCGUCGCAACCUUCCAAUUCCACUGAGUUUGUUUUAGAGAGCAGGCUGAAGGGGUUGGAGGACAGGCUUCUGGAUAGUGUUGGCAGGCUGGAGCAGCGAUUGGCCCUUAUGGAACACAGGAUACAAGCUCUGGAGAAAAGUCUGGCAGGCAAGAUUAUCAUUGAGAGCAACCAAUGGGAGAACUUAGAGAGUCGUGUGCUGCUGUUAGAGACCAGUCAUGCACUGACCUCAGCACAGGCACUAACAUCAGGAAAUGGUGUUUGUGUUGUCAGCACAGACAAGGGUGAAUUUGAAGAGGAGACAGUGUCUUCACAUGGCUUUUCCACAGUUAUCCAACCACAAUGUGACAUCAGUACUACUGGACACUCUUCAGCCACUCCUCUUCCGACCGCUCCAGAGAAUAUUAAAGAAAGACUGGAGAGAAUAGUAAACAUGAUGAAGGACACAUCGAAUUUUCUGCAAAAUAUAGAGCCGACAAUGUGAAUUGAUCACAUCCCAAACAACCUAUUUUAGUAUGCAUUCAAACUGACUCUUCUGUUACAUUUACAUUAAAAAAGUAAGUGCCUUUUCCUCUAGAUGUCACUGGAAACCAAGUGAAAUUGAAAGGUGAAUGAGUCUAUGGCGCCCUCUAAGGUCUGUUAUUUGUAUUACAGCCCAUUCUAAAAGCAGGAUCAGUUCCUAGUCACACAGCAGUUGUGCUUUCACUUGAUUAUCAGAUAAAGUUUUAAUAAAGUGUGUUAAUAUGGACGCCAUGUGUUUGUUAUUGUG
This is a messenger RNA of Xyrauchen texanus (razorback sucker), 1891 nucleotides long. RefSeq names its product centrosomal protein 44 (gene cep44). The record is from RefSeq and is a predicted model, not a curated record. Bases 395 to 1606 code for a protein of 403 amino acids. Lineage: Eukaryota; Metazoa; Chordata; Actinopteri; Cypriniformes; Catostomidae. Gene Ontology annotation, cellular component: spindle pole; centrosome. The transcript is spliced from 13 exons.